GUUUCUAAGAUCGAUUUUUACUUCGUGUUAGGUAACAGAGAGAAGACCGCUCACCGGCUUAGGAGACAGAUUAUAAAGGGAGGCCGGUGUCCAUUAUGGACCACCAUCAGGAACUGUUCUACCCUUGAGCAAUGUAAUUGGGAUGUGGACUGUUCUGGUGCUCAGAGGUGCUGUAAGAGCACCUGUGAAACACGUUCGUGCCACGAGCCUAUACUUCCAAUCAGACCCAAUGAAGGUAACUGAGUUUUCACUUUCAAAUGGCAAGGAACGUUUCCCACUCCUGCGUUAUGUUUUGUUCUUGGUCUUAUAAAGAUUAUUAUUACGAAUAUGGAAAGGAGUCACUUCUAGUAGGAAAGGGUUAGAACCAUAGACUAUAGACCCUCUUAGGACAACCUUGGAGUGUUUGAUAAGUUGGUUUUGUGACAAUGUUUAAGUUUUAAAUUGAUGUAAUCUUUUACUUGUUUUAUUUGUUUGUUUUACCCGUUUUAGAUGCCUGUCCAAAAGACGAAGCAACGAUGGCAUCAAAUAAAGAAAAUUCUGACUGUAGACUGACAAGAACCAGAUUCUGUUUUAAAAGGAAUUGCAAAAGGUAAUAUUUGACCAAGGUAAUUUUAGAAUUUUUACGUCAUUUAAUACCUUUCGUCGCUUUAGCACAGUCGUUUUUAAGAGGCGGACAGUUUAGAACUCUUUUCACUUACGUUUUCUACAAAUCUCUCGUCCAAACUCUAAGCUUGAAAUCUGAAAUGCUUCCGGUCGCCUUUCGCCUUUCUCAAAAAAACGUCCCUAAUAUUUUGAUGAAAGAUAGCUAUUACUAAAACGUGACCUAGCUGUUUCAAAAAUAUUUGCCUCACUGGAAACGCAUAGGAUGUUUUUACGGAAUCUUAAUUCAUUUCAGGGAGACAUUGCACCAUAAAAUGAAUACUUGUCUGAAUGAUUAGCAAAUGAUAGGAUACGUCGCAUACUUAGCCGCUCCAAUGUCCCGCUAAUUUUGACCAAUUCCGAGAAUUUGCUCAAUGCCGUUCAUGUCAUUUCACUCAAAGUAAUUCCAAAUUUCCAUAAUUCGAGAAUCGUGCUUAUCUCGAGUGGUUUAUCCCCUUAAUUUUUACUUCUCCUUAAUUGUACCUUUUUAAGGAAUGUCAACAUGCGAAAACUUAGCUAUGUGCUUUACUUAAGGACCCUCUACUCUCGGCAUGUACACUUGUAUGCAUGUCGAAAGCAAGCGGGAGCUGCAGUAUUAUAAAGGCCAACUCACCACUGCAUUCUUUCGCGACUUUUCAAGCCGAUACAAUGGGUAAAUGCCUGUAGUCUUCAAGAAAAGUAAUGCCCAUAAGACAAUCGAAGUAUUACAAUGAUUCUUUUUUUUUUUUUAUAGAUGCUGUUUUCACCAUAGCACGUGCAACCCUCACCGCGAGCUUCUUAUGUCUAGAGAAGCGUGUCAAAAGGGUAAAUUCUGUUAGUUGGUUAUUUUAAAGCAAAGCAGCAAAUGCUUUUCGUUGUGGGGAAUUUUAUCCAGAGGCCUCUAAGGUGACACAACAGCAGAAAAUUUCCCUUUUUUUUCCCAUGCAGCGCAGGGGCAAGUGUUUUUUUCAGGGCAAAUUCUACUUUUGCAAAACAGACAAGCCAGCUCGUGAAGCUGGAUACCACUCAAAGUAGACAACAAAGUAAAAAGCGCGGUUCCUUAGCCAGUAUCGUUUCUUCAGGAAAGGAAAAGGCUUACAAGUUUGCUUUGUUAAACUUACUCGAGCAAGUGCCCUCAAAUUAAAUCAUUGUUUUGAUCUGAAAUCAAAAUCUAUCAGCUUGGAAUAUUUCAAUAAUAAUUUUAAAAGUCCUUUCAUAAUCAACGUGCCAGUUUUUCAGUCUCUCAGAGGAUGAUACUUUUUCUAUUGCACAGUUCUUUGUUCUCGGAGGAAAUGUGAAUACCCUGGGGAAGUUUGCAGGUUGGAUAGAUACGAUUCUCCCAGGUGUUCCUGUCAGUCUAAAUGUCCAACACCUCGCCCGGAAGAGUCAGUGUGUGGAACGGAUGGCAUACCAUACAAGAGUUAUUGUGAACUAAAUAGAACAGCUUGUAUUCUGGGGGCAAAGGAUAUCACCAUCUAUCACUAUGGAAGCUGUAAGCCAAGUAGGUAACUCGUGAAUUCAUUAGACAAAGCAAUAGCUGACUGAAGACAAGUGAUCAUUCUUAAGUACUUUUAAGCAAUACAAUUUAAGAGGAAUUCAAAGAAAUUAUGCAAACUUAUAAACAAACAAUAGAAAAAAAUGAAUCAGGCAAGUGGUCUUUGGGAGAAUUCUGGAAGGCAUUGCAAAAAUAAGAUUCAAAAUUAUGUCUACAGUUAUUUAAGAUUAGAUCCUUUGUGUGAUCAGAUGGGGUGAGGCUGAAAGUCAGCGCAGCGCAUAAAAGCAGGCAAGUACUUCCCGCUUAUGAAAAAGGAGAACUGAGAUGCCGCUUCGAUGGAGAACCUUUAAGCAUCACGUGGAAAAAGGUUGGGCUUCGAGGACUGCCAAACCGAAUGAUACCAGAAAUGGACAAGUUGAAUAUCCAGGAUGUAGACAUGCGCGAUGGUGGGAUGUAUAAAUGCCAGGCAUAUGACGGAUUUCUGACAGUGGAAGCCGAAAUAUCUGUCAUUGUCAACGGUAAGAGCUCACUCGAAAAAAUAUGCAGAAACCUUAUUUUCAGCGUGCCGAAGCGUUAACUAGUUGGUUAUCAUUUAAUGAGAAAAAAUGCACAAAAUGUUUCAGUCAAUAAACAUGUCACUUUGUCUUACUUUCUUGCAAACCUAUGACGUUUACAAAUGGCGGGUUUUAAUUUGUUUUCCCUCACUAUCGAAAAAGUGCUAUCGCUCGAUUGAUUGUCAACAAUGCUUCAAAGGAAAUAAAGGGCUCAACUAAAUCCUAGAAUCGCCUUGUUUUUUUUCUCCUCUAAGCGUAGGAAGAACAAACCAAAAACAAACGCUGCUUUCGGAUCAUCGUUUUAUUGAUAACUAUAAUCAUAUGGUCGCGUCACUUGUGUUGAAAUUAGUUCUGUAAUUUUUUUUAUCUUCAUCGAAGAAGUUCAGAUUAGCAGCUCAGUCAGCGUUUGUUUUAUACGUAGGUAAGCCUUGUUCCAAUUCUGUGAUACGACUAUUUGAAACUGCAAAGUACCAAGUUUCCGACCAGUUUUAUCUUUUUUCAGGGCCAACUCCUGCUAGCAACAGAAGCAGCAUGUCUCGUGCUGAUUGUUUACAACCCCGGAGCAACGGAUACUGCAAGAGGCACGGUGUUCGGUGGUACUUUGAUGGUAAAGAUGGUGUCUGCAGGUCAUUUGCUUACGGUGGAUGUGGUGGGAACACAAAUAAUUUCGAGACCCAGGAAGCCUGUAAUUCAGCGUGCAGUCAUGCGGGUAAUUUCUAGACAAAAGAAAUAUUUUGAACCAGAAAUCGUUAGAGUUACUGAGCGCUAUUUUGGAAUAGUUCCAUGACAAUAGAAAAUGUAGGCUACAAUUAUCUUGUACUUUAGAAAUCCUGGAUACCACGCGUCACCGAUGUGUCGAAAAAUAGCGCUAUGUUAGGCCAAAUAUGACUCUCCCCGAGGAAGUUUUCUCAAUACCUAACACUCGAUAUCUAAAACAGAAAACCAACGAAACGAAACAUUCUAGAUUUUUUUCGCCUUUCAUUAAUCAUCAUCGAAAUUGAUUGAAUUCCUCAAUCACAGCUCAGUGACGCGAGCUUUCAAUUCCUCUGAAUAUUUCACGCGUCCCGUGAUACGAUAGGUCCACUGCAUGAUGAACGAAAGCUCAAUACUCAUUUUUAACGAUGUAUUGUCGGUUUUCAUCAGCUUAAACUUUAAAUAAAUUUUGUUUUAAUAAUAGCUUUUUAAUGCUGAGCUUGCAUUAUAAAAUCAUCUUUCAUUGUACUUUGUAUCUUUUAUUUAUUUUUUUUAGCUGGUGAUAUCUGCAGUUUACCAAAGGUCGAGGGCCUUUGUAAAGGUUUCAUACCACAAUGGUUUUACAAUUCGGAUAGAGAGCGUUGUGAGCAGUUUGUGUAUGGAGGAUGUGGGGGCAAUGCAAACAAAUUUAACACCAAAGCGGCAUGUCUAAUGCGUUGUGCAGGUAAUUGAAACAAACAAACAAAAAGACAAACAAUCAGGCUAAGGGAAAAAACACUCGCUACAGCACUUAGUGAAAAUAGAUCCAGCUUCCAUUAAGGGCCAAUGACCCUUUGGAAGCAAGGAAAUAGGAGCAAGACAAUGUCACUUAUUCGAAGAUUUAGCAUCAUGAUAAAUAUAUAUCUAAUGUAAAAACUAUAAUUCCUCUUACUAUUGCUUACUUUUAGCGAAUCCCUCGGCGAACACCCCAUGUCUGCGACGUCAGUUUGAAGCCAGACGAAAUAAGCGUCUUGGAGUAUUUGUGCCGAGAUGCUUGUCUGACGGAAGAUAUGCUGGCGUGCAGUGUCACGGAUCGAUUUGCUUUUGUAUGGAUGAAGAAGGGGACGAAGUUUCUGGUACCAGAGUUAGCCGCCAUCUUCCGCUUAACUGCACGGGAACAAAUCAACUUCCGCCCGGUAACUUCAGGGUUAUUUUCUCUUCGAUGCCAUUGCUUGCUAGCGUGAGAUUUACAAUACACAAGUAACGAGAAAAAUCGAAGUAACUGACACUGUACUGUGUGCAAGUUCUCAUAAGUAGGGUGAAAUCAAUUAUACGAGUGCGAGUGUCUGGAUGCGCAUUUUUUAAAUUUCAUGAUGCGUUCAUUUUUCGCCUUUCACAGUUGGUGAUUCGACUCCAUGUCAGAAGGCCCAACGAAAGAACAGCGUUGUACCAUUUGGUUCUUAUCUGGUUCGCUGUAAGCAAGAAGGAAGCUAUGAAGAGGUGCAGUGUAAUGGAUCCUCUGGAUUCUGCUGGUGUGUGCAGAAAAAUGGUACCGAGCUUUCUGGGACCAAAACUAGAGGACCUCUCCUGUGUCCUACUUUAGGUCAGUGUAUGAAUUUAUCUGUAUUCGACGGAGAUAGAGAGGUAUUUUAAAUUCUAUGAUGCAGUCGAAAAUAUGACCGCAAUUGUAAGUUUUCAAACCUUUGCAUCUUGCAAUGUGGGUGGUUUAACAGACUCUAACCCGGUACCUUUUGAAAUGUUUGAAAUUUUUGGAGUUUGCGCGGCCUUCAGUGCUUUCUACUUUUCAUGUUCAUGUUUACAGAUAUCCGUUUGACACACUGUCAAAAAAAGUUCCUCGACAAUUCCAGAAGUCUGCAACCAAAUGUGGAAAUACCAAGAUGUCGGCCUGAUGGAAAAUUUCAGGAAGUUCAAUGUCGAGGAGAGAUGUGCUACUGCGUCGACGCAGAUAGUGGGAGAGAAGUGAGGGAUACAGAAAUAAAUACGUUAGUUGGGGAACCAAGAUGUGGCGAUGCUGGUAAAACAAUGUAUAAUUUUUCACAUUUCAAUUCAAAGAUUGGAAGCGAACGAUUGUGAAAUUACAUCGUCUGCUAAUCAGAGAAGAUAGUGCUUCACAGUGUAAAUCUCAGUGUGUACAAAAACAAUUACGACGCGCAUUUAUUGAGCAUCCGUUCCUUCUCUAAAGGUCGAGGUCUAACCCUUUGUCAACGAAUGCAUCGAGAGGUUUUACGCUCUCUUACCAAGAACACUCGAGUUCCACAGUGCAAGUUUGACGGAAGCUUUGAGGAGAUUCAAUGUCAUGGGCUCAGCGAUGAGUGCUGGUGCGUGGAUCACCUUGGCAUCGAGAUUACAGGAACAAGACGCAUGGGGCCUUUGCAAUGCGCAGGCGUAGGUUUGUGUAAAAGUUUGCUAUUUGAAUGCUAAGACCUUUCGUAUUUAUUGCUGACCACAAGCUAAAUUUUUUUCUUAAUUUAAAGCAGAAGAUCAUGAUUAUUUAAGGUUGUUGGUGGGCUGAUAAACCUAUCUGUGCUGAAGGUAAUCCUGGUAUUUUGCUCAAGUUUGAAAUUUGAAAUCGAAACAUUCCUUCCUACUUAGAAUUCUUUGUAACUGACCGAAUUCCCAACGGACUACAAUAGAAAUUAGUAAUCAAGCAUAUUUUAGAGGGAGAACUUGUCCCUUGUGCAAUUAGCAGUGGUCUUAAAUCUUCGAUUUUAGGUGAUAGUUGUUACGAAACCUAUUUUCCAAUACAUGGGAACUGAGUGCACUUUAUUAAAUUAAACUAGCCGGGUUGCUGUCUCCGACGGUCAGCGUCGACAUUUACGUGGGAUGUUAAAUUGCUUUCUCGCAAUCUUUCUAUAGGGAAGCCUUUGACACCUUGUCAAAUAGAAUACCAGAAGUACUUACGGCGUUCAUGGCAGUCCUUUAAUCGAUAUGCCCCGCGGUGUAGCCCUGAUGGGGCUUAUGAAAAAGUCCAGUGCUCAGGAGGAGUAUGUUACUGUGUCACUCCACAAGGGAAAGAGAUUCCUGGAACAAAAACUGUCAAUUUGGCCAGACAACCAAACUGCACUCACACAGGUAAUCCACGAAUAUGACAAGUGAACUGUGCUGCACCUUGGCCCGAUCGCAAUUAAUAAGAAUAGACGUUUCAGCUCAUGUCCUUAAUUCUCUCUCAGUGACUGAAAUUAAGUCAGCACAUUGAUGCUGUUAUCCGCAUUUAAUCCAUGCAAUAGCUCAGAUCUACACUUCAUUUUUAAAACCUCUGUGGCUUCUGACUUAAUAUAUACUUUUUUUUCUCUUUUUAUGACGGUUUCCAGAUGCUAAUAUUACACCAUGCGAGAGGAAACGUCGAGAUUCUAUCCAUUAUUCCAAGAAGUUUGUUCCUUUCUGUAAACCCGACGGGAGUUGGUCUGAGAUUCAGUGCGAACUGUCUUCGGGGAGCUGCUGGUGCGUGGACAGUGAAGGGCAUGAGAUAAUUGGCUCAAGAAGCACCAGCCUGAAAAGUUGUCCCAAUUUUGGUUAGUAUUGAAUACAGUUACGGUAUCCUCCGGUGUCUUAUUCUUUCCGUCGUACAAUUCCUUUUUCAAACCAAAUUUAACUGUGUUGUGUGAGAGGUUUUUAGACACACAGUCUUUCGACUCUGUUCUUAUUAAAUAUUUUGUCUUCUUAGUCCAAACGCCUGCUUGAAUGUGUAUAACCCCUUAGGGUUUCAGAACUGCAUGGCUACUAUCACCGACGUAUGUAUGAGAAGGCUUCGUCAAAGGCUUUUCAAACAUCUCCGUAUUUUUUAUUGACUUUCUCCUACCGGUUCUUUUAUUUGUCUUUUGAGCUUUAUCUGCGCGUUCAUACCUCCUAGAUAAACUCAGCCCUUGUAGAAAGAGAUUAGUUUACUGGUUAAAGAAUCCGCAUCCAGAUGAACAUCUCCCUUGGUGUCGUGCAGACGGUUCAUUUAAUCAUAUGCAGUGCUAUGGCUCUCAUUGUUAUUGUGUUAAUGAGAAAGGAAAUGAAAUUCCUGGAACCAAGAUCAGCGUGUCAGCGGGAAGACCUGUGUGCACCUUUUCUGGUAAGUGGCAUAAAUAGCUAUCGGCAGAUUGGCAUCCCUUAAUGUAUAUCUCCGAACGUCUUGGCACAUCUAAAAUAAAAAAUUUUUUUCUUUUUAAGGGGGUCGCGUGACUUCUUGCCAACGUAAGUAUCGCGAGGCUCUUUUGCAAUCCUUCCGACCUACCUUGGUCCCACGAUGCAAACUUGAUGGACGGUACGAAGAAGUUCAAUGUCAAGGCUCUACCAAAGAAUGCUGGUGUGUUAACCACGAUGGGAAUGAACGUCCUGGGACUAGGACAACGAAGCCUUUGAAAUGCCCCAUAAUAGGUAGUUGUUGUAGUACUUUCUUCGUAGCAACAUAAUAGUUCCCACAUGCAAGGACAGUAACCGAGAUUGACAUUUAUCAAAUGGAAGUUAACAAAAAAAUUUAGGAAGAUAUUUGUCUUAGAAGAUGGAAAUGUCGAUUUAGAUUGCAUUUUUUUUCCCCAAAAGAAUCUCGAAAGCUAAGACACCUGUUUUCCAUUUUCCUUUUACCUAAAUAUUUUAACCCAAACUGUGGACAUAAAAAUAUAAAAAUGAGUGACAAUCACACAUACGAUGACUGUUACCCCUGUAAGGCAAGAGAAAUUUUGAUAAUUGCUGUUACUUUUUGCCAACAGGAGCUCAAUUAUCUAAGUGCCAACGGCGAUACAGAGAGUAUGCUAAGAAUCCAAUUCCUGGUCAAUUGAUCCCUAGAUGUAGAAACGAUGGAUCUUUCGAAUCCGUGCAGUGUCGAAAUCUUGACUGCUAUUGCGUCGAUGAAAAUGGAGACCCGAUUGCGGGAACUUCUUUACCUGCUAGGCUUGGAAAGCCCAAAUGUCGCCUUCCAGGUUUGUCCCAAGCUGUUUCUGUUCGUUAAGUUUGAAUUUCAAUUAAGUUACCAUUUAUGGAAUAUUUGCUGAUUACAAUGAAAAACAUGGUUGAGUAGUGACUUUGUAAUUUCGUUUCUUUUGGAAAGGUGAAGAUCCUCUUUCGUCCUGUCAAAAACAACAUAAGGCUGCUCUUAGAUUCCCAGCAACACCCUCCCGCUUCAUUCCUGCCUGCAAACGCGAUGGCAGGUUUGAAGAGAUUCAGUGUCUUCGAGCCACAGGUGAAUGUUGGUGUGUGGACGCUUCUGGAAAGGAGAUGAAAGGAACAAGGACCACUGGCUACAUAAUUUGUCCAUCGUCAGGUUUGAAUUUUGUUUGGAUAUCUAAAUACAUAAUCAGUCCCUUGCUUUAAAGUCUUGGGGACCUUGUUACAAGUACUUCGAAAGCUGAUAACGAGUAGAGUAAAGUAGAGUAGUUUUAAUCACCUUUCCUCCUUGGAGGGUAUUCUGAGUCCAUUUACAACACUUUUCAGUGGGCUUUGGCCAGACCGCAUCAAGCAGUUUACAAUUUUUUGAAGGAGUGAUUAUAACAAUGAGUCUGUUGCAUUUUGUAGCUGCUUCUCUUACAUCAUGUCAAAUGGAAUAUCAGGAGAGACUCAGAAGUUGGCUUUUACCAGGUCCCUAUAUUCCUCAGUGCUCGCAUCAAGGACAAUAUGAGCCCAUGCAGUGUUAUGAAUCGUAUUGCUUCUGUGUCAAUGAACAUGGAGUGGAAUUGGUAGGAAGCCGAGUGGAUAAAACAGAAGGAAAACCAAAUUGCAAUGAUGGAGGUAACUACUUGACGAAGUUUUGCCAACGGUAUUCAACUAAUUUACUAAAAAUCUCCAAAAAGCAAGAAGACUUCAAAAAUGGAAAAGAAAAUUAGAAACUUGGAAAGUUACGAAGCGAGGUUCACCACAGUAGUAGGGUCUUUAUUUUAAACUUCAAUUUAUAAAUCAAUCUUGCUGCAAAAAUCUACAUCAGUUAACUAAAAUAAUGGUUUAUGGUUACUUAGAUAGUUAAUUCGUUCUUCAAAUUUCAGUUUCUACGUUGACGGUGUGUCAGAAACAGUUACAAGACUAUUUACGGAAUCCUAUGCCUGACGGUUUCGAACCGCACUGUAGUAAGACUGGCGCCUUCCAAGAAAUUCAGUGCCAUGGUCCGUUUUGUUUUUGCGUCAAGCGAGAUGGGAUCGAAGUACCAGGGACGAGACAAAUUCUGGUGAUGGGUAAGCCAGUCUGCUCAAAGCAAGGUAAUAUCCUAAAAAAGGUAUUUUAAGUUUUUGAUUUCAUUAUUUUCUCUAUGCCGAUUCUUUGACCGUUAUAUCAUAGUUAUAUAUGCGAUUUUUUUUGUCCAAUGUUAGGUUUCUCAUUGACAAGGUGUCAAAAGCAGCUGCAGGAAGCAAUAAACCAUUCGCAAGAUCCUGACAAAUUUUUGCCUCGAUGUAAAUACGACGGUAGUUACGAAGAGAUACAAUGCCACAAGGCAACUGAGAAAUGUUGGUGCGUAGACCGAGACGGAAACACACUUCCCUCUACAGCUACAAAUAAAAACGUCACGUGCCCAUCUACAACUGGUGAGAGCAGAGAUUUAUUUCCGAUGCGGUAUAUUCUUCUUUAGUGAUGCAAAUGUAGCUGAUGUUCUAACUGUAUUGGAUACAUGUAACAGUUUGCGCUUUUCAUAUGUUUUUUUUUAAUUAUAUUUUUUCGAAGACACUAAAUCAUCCUGCUGGAGUCGCUAUCAACAAAACGUCAGAAGCAGUCCGGCUGGUUCUCAUAUUCCAUGGUGUAGAGCUGAUGGAAGUUUCAUCCCUUUCCAAGUCCAGGCGUCUCAGUUUUUUUGUGUAAAUAGAAGAGGAGAGGAACUUCCCGGCAUGAGUGUUGACAUUAGCCUAGGAAAACCAGAUUGCCGAGCUGCAAGUGAGUGUUUUUAAGAAUUACGAUGAAACGAAAAGAAGAAAAUGAAGCAAAAUUGCAUACUGCUAAUUCGUCGUAAGCGUCUAGUGGUUAGAGUUCUCUGUGGCUCAGUGGUAAAGCAUCGGAGCGUGGAAGGCGAACUUCCGUAGUUGUAUUCAGCUUAAAUAUUCAGAUUUAUUCCUUGUCUCAAGUUGGGGACAAACAAAUGAAAUCGAGUUUUAGCGAUUCAUUUUGUAAGUUCAUCGUGGUCCGAUGCUAACCCUUCCGCUUCUAAGAAAAAAGUAUGCCACAUUAUCCUCAACAAGUUAUAUUCUAUAAGAUAGCAGGGCGAGCCACCAGUGUAAUGGCAAACGUUUAUUUAAAAUUGGUUUAACUUGCAGCAACCCACGGAUUCAUAGCAACACCGUGCCAACGUGAACGCGCUCGUCGCACCCAUCUUUCUUCAUACGUUCCCCGUUGCCGGGUUGAUGGCACCUAUGAUGAAGUACAAUGUGAUGUAAAGGAUGGUCAGUGUUGGUGCGUGGAUCGAGAUGGUAGGGAAAUAAACGCUACCAGAGGUGAAGGUGUUAUUCGUUGUCCAACUAAAGGUGAGGUCGAUCGUUCACUCAGUCAGUCAGGCAAUUAGUUGAUCUUUCACUCAGUAUGUCAGGCAAUCAGUCGAUCGAUCGAUCCAUCGAUCUGUUACUUAGUCGGUAAGGCAAUCAGUCGAUCAUUCACUCGGUCAGUCAGCCAAUCAGUUGAUAUGUCAAUUGUUAGAUCGUUCAGCUAAUAGUUAGAUCGUUCAGACAAUUUACUUCUUCUCUUUUUACGCUACUUUAGACCACCAGCAGGUUUUUCCACUAACGAGCAAAUUUUCAUUUUACGUGCCUCUUGUCAGACGGUGUCUUUAGAAUAAAAUUGGAAUUAUAAUUAACAUACUGCUAUUUAUAGAAAGUCUCACACUUUGCCAAAAGCGUCAAAAGGAAGCCAUCAAACGAUCCUCAAAUGGACCCAACAUUUGGAACUUCGUGCCGAGAUGCCGUCAAGAUGGUGGCUUCCACGAAGUCCAGUGUCAUGUGGGGACAGGCCAGUGCUGGUGUGUGGACAAAAAUGGAAAUGAACGUUUUGGGACAGUGGCGGGGGGAUUGCCUAAUUGUUCAGGUAUGCAAGAAACCGAAAAAGGAAAAAAGAUGACUCGUCGAUGCCACUAUCUGGAAACUUAAAACGAUGGUCAUCAAUAAUUUGAGAAUAUUGGGAAUGAAGCAGUUAAGCUCUGAUCAGAACUUUUGUUGAUUUUUAGCUCAAUGAGAAUCGAAUUUUGUUCUGUUCAUUAAAUAUAUAUAUAUAUACCUUCAUUGAAUAUUUUUUUCAUUAAUACCACUCAUCUCAAAUAAACAGAUUUAUUGAUUUAAGGGAAAAUUAGACGGUAAAUUGGUCCCUAUCUUAACACACUGAUGAAAAGCUAGGAGUCUUAAUUUGUUAACUAGGAAACUUCACUACUUGUCAGCGUCAAAGAGCACGAGCACUUGGUCUGGCGGGGAAUCCACUCCCUGGUGCGUACGUUCCGCACUGUAAACCCGACGGCAGUUACAAUGACGUACAGUGUCAUGCUUACAUUGGUCUUUGCUGGUGUGUUGACGAGAAAGGGGAUGAAAUACUGGGAACUAAGAAGUGGGGGCGUCUUAGUUGCGUUAGAUCCUCAUCAGGUGAAUAUUCCAUUAAAACAUUCUAUAGGUUAAUUAUUACCGAUGUAAUAAUUCUCCCCAAAUAUGAAAGGACGACAAACAUCAUAGAUACAAAUUUUCUUCUAACCUCGCCGAGAGAUUCCUGAUAGUAGUUUAACCUUUCGACAAGGUACGUAAAUGUGAGGAAGUUUUAUGUGUUAUGAAAAGCUUGUAUGGCAAAUAGAGGAAGAACUUCUUCACUUAAAUGGCUUAUCUUCUCACCUUUCAGACAACUCAAAUCCAAUCGAUCUUGGCAUCUUGAUUGACUCUUCGGACUCAGUAGCAAAGAAAUAUUGGCCAAAGAUGUUAGAGUUUGUGUCUACGAUCGUGGAUUCCUUCGACAUUUCUGCCGGAGGAACACAUGUUGGACUAAUUGUAUUCAGUCGCGAUGCGGAAAUACCUCUGUAUUUUAAUACUCUACAAGGAAAUAACCUAACUGCCGAUAACGUGAAGAAAUUUGUUAGUAAUCUUAAGUAUAUGGAGGGUUGGAGUCGUUUCGAUCUGGCUAUGUCAGUUGCUGAAGACGAGUUAUUCAGCGGGGCGUCCGGAAUGAGAAACGGAAUACCUAAGGUGAGCAUGAGCAUUUAUUUUAGUGCGAGUGCACAGUGUUCAAAGUUCUUGGACUGUCACACGCCUUUCUCUAUUAGUGAUACCAAUUCAGCAUCAGACGUAACGAUCCUAAUCAGGAUUGUCACUCAGCGUAAGGAGCAAAGUGGUCUUGUUCAUUUGGCCUCCUUUUUCCUUACUUUUUUUAGGUGUGAUCAUUAUAUUUUGAGUCACAUAUGUUUGUUUUCGAUCAAUAGAUCUUACUUGUCUUAACAAGUAGUACACAGGAAAGAAAUCAAGGACCCACCACACCACUGCCAGCGGCAUCGCAGGGUCUUAUGGAUAGGGACGUGUCGAUAUAUGUGAUCGGCGUUGGGGACAAAAUAGAAGUCCCCGAGCUACUAGAUUUGGCCUCAGAUUACAGGAAUGUAUUUGUCACAAGUAACUUCAACACCCUUCUUUCCAGUGGUGUAGAAGUAACAGCCAUAAUGAGAAAUGGCACCGUAGCUGUUUCAAGAAGUAAGUUCUUUAAGGAUUAUUUCAGAGCAAAGUUUGGAAUUUCUGAUGUCUGAAUAACUUUUAACUUAACUUUUUACUUAACACGUGGUGCGUGUGAGGUUAAGGCUCGCGAUGGUGAUUUUGAAUUGAUAGUUUUGACAAUGGUAAUUGUCUCUAGAGUGCUGAUAUAUAUAUAUUUUUUUCACAUCUCACACCCUUUUAGACAGGAUUUGUAAUCUGCCUUCGGAGCCUGGUCAACUUGGCUGUCUGGCAUCGAUAACUGCACAUUACUUUGAAGCCAGCCUAGGAGAAUGUCAAAAAUUUAUUUAUAGUGGAUGUGGGGGAAAUGCCAACAACUUCCCAACCUACAAAAAAUGCAUGGAUAAUUGUAAAGGUAGAUAAAUGUCCUCUCAGGCUUCGAGUUUAAGGUUACUUCCAACGAUGAAAUCUGUUAAGAGACAUAACGGAGAAUUCUAAAACUGAAGCUUUUUAUUGUUCCAAUCGCUUUCGACGUAUAGAGCUGAAUUCUCAUAAUCUGAGUGUUUGUCUUGUUGGCAACACAUAUGAGUUUAGAAACAUGUCCAUUCACAACGUAAGAACACAAUAUUAGACGAUACCAUCGCCACAAAGCAACAGGUGUGGCAACACCAGCGCGUAGCAUAUUCCAUAUGGAAAUGGAAAUUCAAUUUUUUCAAGAAUAGGUAAGAAGAUAUGGCCAGAAAAAUAAAUCAAUUAUAAAUAAUAUUGACGACCUCUUCUUUACUUGAUAUAAAGCGUUAAAAUAAAUCUUUUCAAUUCAGAUGUCCUUCCUUCCUGUCUUGCCGAGCAGAGACGUGUCCUUGGUUUGCAAGUGGGUCAUUUCGUUCCCAAAUGCAAACUAAAUGGUAGAUAUGAAAGCAUGCAGUGUUACCGAAAAACAGGCUUUUGUUGGUGUGUUGACGAGUACGGUAAAGAGUUGCAUGGAACCAGGGUCAAAGGAACCCCUAUUUGCAGCAUGGCCGAUGGUAAGCUGAGUACGGGUGGUGAUAUAAAGCAUGCCCUACAUUAGGUCCGCUGUCUUAUGUUAUCGCUCUCAACACCUCCAUACAGAUAAGCACUGAAAAGACUGAAAAUUUGCACCUGUACGACAGAUAUGGGUUUCAGAGUUCUCAAGUAUUUCCUCAACCGAGCGUUCUUUUAUUGAACACUUAGAGUCUAAAUUAAGUUUGGAAACCCGACGUCACGUGUUUAAUGCAGUAUCGAUUUGGGCCCUGGUCGGGGUUCAUUAGUUGAAAGACAGUCCUACAGUAUUUUCAAUACUUUUUGUAUUAACAUCAAUUCAUGCCAUUUCCCUUCAUCAAGCGUCCAGAAAAUUAACUCCUUGUCUUGAAGAAAGAAGAAAAGCCUUGGGUUUUAGCGGCGUUCCAUCUAUCGGAAAAUUUGUCCCAGAAUGUAACCCGGAUGGAGAAUAUGCAGAAGUACAAUGCUUUGGAAACACCAAGUUCUGUUGGUGCUCAGAUAAAAGAGGAUACGAGAUUCAUGGUACACAUCGCUGGGGUACUCCGAAAUGCCCAUCCAGAGGUGAGUGGAAAAGUGAUGGGCGGUUUUUAUCUCACAUCUGUUUGGAUAGUCAGUAAAUGCCGUGUGCGCUUUUUUCCAGUUCAUCGGGGAAUAUGUCCAUUCGUAUCAGACCCGAAGAAGUGUCCAGCGGAAAUGAGUGAACAGACAUGUUCACAAGACAGUGAUUGCUCCGAAUCUUCUAAAUGCUGUUACUGUGGUUGUGUACGGCGUUGUACUCCUAUUUUAUCAGAUGAACCAGGUGACUAAAUGACUUUUAAAAUCACCAUUUGAUUUCUUUCUAGUGCUUAAUUUAUAGGUCACGCUAGUAAACGGUUAGAAAGAUUUUUCGUUGUCAUAUUGAACCCUUUUGUUCCUUCCUUACGGCUGUUUUCAUGUGGUAUUCUGAAUCAUGUAAUUCUAAUGCAUUAUCGAUCUUGUUUACUCACCGGUAGAAGUAUCAGAUUGUGCCCUUGAAAAUGAGAAGUCGCUUUCAGCGGCAUGCUCACACGUCCAAGUUAGUGGCCGUUUCCAUCCAAAAUGCAAGGUUGAUGGUAGUUACGAGGGUUCUCAGUGUCUUGAGUCUAGUGGUGUCUGCUGGUGUGUUGAUAGAGAUGGAAAUGAAAUCCCGGGAACUAGACAAACUGGAAAACCCAACUGCACCAUGCCAGGUACUGUGACAAAACUAAAAUAAUUGCUACAAUUUACCAAAUUAUGCAACAGGAAGGGCCCUUUUUGCAAGAGUUACUGUUAUUUUCAAUUAUUUCCUUUUUGAAGUUUCUUUGACACCGUGUCAGAAGGAAAACAAGAGGGCUGUAACUAUGCGCAGUAGAACAGUGGUCGGAUUGAUUGUGCCAAGAUGUCUAUCAGAUGGUUUGUUUGACCCGGUACAGUGUAACAAUAACACUGGAUUCUGCUGGUGUGUUGACAAGCACGGAAGUGAACUAGUUGGGACUCGGCAGUGGGGAAGACCAAACUGUACUGAUAUAGGUAUGUCGAUUGACAACUUACUACCAUGGAUUAAAUAUGUGACGUGUCGUAGUGGGGGGAGGGGGCUGCAUGCAUUUUUACCUCUUUGAACCGCUUUUUUGUGUCCUAUAGACCGUGGAGGGACUUGUUUCUCGAUACUUUUGCACUACAGUAUUCCAAAAGAUGUUGCUUUGCACCUGAAAUUACACGGGGAGUAUAUCAUCUGGGCCAUAGAAAUGGAUCUUUUUUCGAAAAGGUGCCAGCCUCAGCCAGCAGACACGAUUAGCAUCCCAUCAUUAUCAACUUCAUCGUCAUCAUUGUCAUCAUCAUUAUUAUCUUUAUCAUUGCAAUUGUCAUCAUGGUCAUAUUAUUUUCAUCUUUAUUAUUAUCACUAUUAUUGUUAUUAUAUGAUAUAAUCUCCUAACCGAUUUUCAUUUAUAUCUGUUCCCUAACAGAUAAGAGAGUUACUGUUUGUACCUCCCGCCGGGAAGAAUGUCUUGACAACGCCCCACGCGGACAUUUUGUUCCCCGCUGUAAGGCUGAUGGCUCUUUUGACGAUGUGCAGUGUCUUCAAGCAACAGGGGAAUGCUGGUGUGUUGACACAAACGGGCAAGAAAUACCGGGGACCCGAUCUAUUGGGAAGCUGGACUGCUCUGUAAUUGGUAAGCAGAGGCUGGAUUGGUGAGAUAUAGAAGGAAAUUUGAAGGUUCUAGGUUUACCAGGUCUAAUUUUGUUAUUAAUCAAGGUUGAGCAGGUGAUGCAUAAGAAACUAGUAGAGUGCUUAGCUCGCAGAUGCUUCCUGUAACUUAACCAAGUAGCGAACUAUCUUCAGCUUCUACAUAUCUCAGUUACCCAAUUUUUUUUACCCGUGUUUGGCGCAAAUGAUCUCAAGAAUUUUCAUUGACGUGGCGAUUUGCAAAAUCAAAUGGACUAUGAGAACCUAUUAGCACGCUUAUUUUGAUCGCUCUCGAAAAAUUUUGCUUCUUUUCGCGCCAGUCGUGAAAACACAAUAAUACUUGUUGAAGAAGAUUGCUCGUUUUAGACACCAAAACCAAGAGAACUACUAUUUGAGGGGUUGGUUAAUCCGAUUGCAAAAGUGUAACGGCAUGAUCUUAUUUUACCAAAGCCUGGCUGAGUCCGUGUCAAAUCCAGCGUCGUCAAGCUCUGGGUCUUAAAAGCGUACCAACUGUGGGAGUGUAUGUCCCUGAAUGCAAGGCCGAUGGAGGCUUCGAGGCAGUCCAGUGUAACAUGGCAGCAGGGUACUGCUGGUGCGUCGAUGAGAGUGGCACUGAAGUAAAGGGGAGUAAAGUUAGAGGCAGACCCAGAUGUGGUAAGGCCAUUUACAAUUCAAGGGGCUUAGAAUCCCAUGUAAACGAGAAAGCCUUUUUGUGGCUACUGCCUCCUAUAGGAAGCGAAGCCAGAUAUGUCGCCGGAAUGAGUGAUUGAAUUAGUGAUAGUAACAACAGAAUUCCGAUCUUGACCCAAGAAGAUGCUAAACAUCUCACAAUAAUUUCAGGAUGGCGCUUGAAAAAAGGAAAGGCUUUCCUUGCAGAAAUAUAUUAAAGGUGUGAUUGACGUGUCAUGAAAACUUAAAGGAAAAUAUUUUCUUUGAGGAGUAGCAUGUUACCGUUUGCAUCAGCAAAUUUAGCCAAGAAGAUCCGAAGAUAUAAUUUUUUCGUUUCUUGCCGUGACACAAAAAAGAAAAAUAAUAAUAAUUCAGAGGCAAAAUUAAACGAAGCAUAGUUAAAUCAUUAUUGGAGCACAGUGGAUAGACCGAAACGGAAAUAGUGAAGUUCUUGAGCUAGCGCCUGUAAGUUAUCAUUACUAUUUUUAUCAUUAUUAUCAUUAUUAUCAUUAUUAUUAUUAUUAUUGUACUAUUAUUAUUAUUAUUGCUAUUAUCAAAAUACAAUUGAUAAAAUUAAUAUACGAAAUUUCAUAAAAAUUCAAAAUCAUGUAUAAUACAAAAGUAUUUAGCUUGAAAAUGUCCCUUAAAAAAAAUUUAGAUGCCCGCAGUGGCGACGCAGUCUAAGGAGUGUUCUAUCUUGCUGUGAAAAUGCGUUCGUCGACCUCUCACGCAUGCGUGUACCGAUCUUAGAAGUUCGAAAGAGAUUUGUGUCCUGAGCCAUGCGAUAACGGUGCUAUACGGCUCGGUGUCCUUCUGAGCUAUCUUAUCUGCAAGAUGCUUCAUGAAACGCUGACACUCAUUUCCCAUUCCGCCAUUGGUUCCAAACACUAAAGGUGUGAAUGAACCCAUCUCUACAUCUAGCACCCACUGCAGGUACUCGCGUUUCUUCUCGUCCUCUUGCUCCUUGAAUACUUCAAAUGUUGUCUUGUUCUGGUAACACUUAGAGGUAACAUGCGUAACUCUUACAUCGAAAAAUGCCGUAACUCCUCUUGACCAGAAACCUCCCGCUUUGAUGUCUAAUCUUGCCUCAGAGCUUGUGACGGCACUUCUCAAAUGCAGCCGUUCCUUGUCGAGGGGUUGAAGGCGUGGUUCAAUUUCCAUAUUGCUGCGGACCUUAUUGAUGAAUGCCUUUAAUAAAUCACGGACACCAUCAUGUCUCUGUGCUACAAAGCCCCCCUUUUUACAUGAGGGGGCAUAGCCUACAAUAAAUUUAUCCCCACACACACAUAGACAUGGUAGAUGGACUACUUAUUGCUAUAAUUAUUGUUAACAUGAUUAUUUGUUACCUCUUUAUUAUUGUUUGAGUUACAUGUGGUCACUAUCUUCUUGAAUCAUCUUUCUCUUGGUACUCAUAACAAACGUAGGGUGAGGCAGGUUUUUUGUUUCUCUCAAAUGUUCUGCAACACUACUUUCUAGCAUUUUAAAACAUUUAGUUUUUUUUCAAUGCCAGAAAAGUUGUUUUAUAUCAUUAGCCGCAUACAGUCUUACUCUGCCUAUUUAAAAUUUUGGACACUAGUGGUUGAUUUCGCAUUGUAGACCCUAGUGGUCGAGUCUGGAUUUUGGUCACCAGUGGUCAAUUUUGGACGCUAGUGUCGGAUUUUGGAUUUUGGAUUUUGGACACUAGUGUCUUAUUUGGAUUUUGGACAUUAGUGGCCGAUUUUAGAUUUUGGACAGUGGUGGUCGAUUUUGGAUUUCGGACCCUGUUGGCCGUUUGAAAUUUUGGGCCCGAAUGGCUGAUUUUGGAUUUUGGACCCUAGUGGCAGAUUUUGGAUUUUGGACACCAGUGUCCGAUAUUGGAUUUUGGAAACUAGUGGCUGAUUUUGAACCGUAGUGGCCGAUUUUGGAUUUUGAACACUAAUGACUGAUUUUGGAUUGUGGAGAUUAGUGUCUGAAUAUCGAUUUUGGAUACAGAUGUCCGAUUUUGGAUUUUGAACCCUAAUGGCGGAUUUUUUAUUUUGAACACUAGUGUCCCAAUUUGGACUCUAGCUAAUGUCUGAUUUAGGGUUUUGGACCCUAAUGGCCGAUUUUUGGAGUUUGGAUUCUUGUGGCCGACUUUGGAUUUUGGACCCUAGUCGCCGAGGUUGAUUUUAGACUUAAAUGUCCGAUUAUCGAUUCGUGGCCUUCGAUUUUGGCAACAUAGGUCACAUAGUAAACAUAGGUCACAUACAAAUGGAAUUGCAAUAAAAUAAGGAAGAUGUUUAUAAUUAACAGGGAAAAUUUAAAUAAACAUAGCUUUAUCAUUAUUAGAGCCUAGAAACAGGGAAACCGUGAGGCUUUGGAGCUGGGACCGCUAAAGUAUUAUUAUAUUACUAUUGUCAUCAUAUUGAUAAUUGUUAAAAUCAUGUCUCUCUUGUGGAACAGCGUACUCAUAAAUAUAUGAGAUGCAGCAGGUUUUCUGUUCCGCAUGUCACUUCAUAUCUUCUGCAACACUACCUUCUAGCGUCAUUAUACAACUUUUAGUUCUUUCCAAUGCUUUAAAAAUUGUGCUCUAUCAGUAGCCACAUGCAGUCUUGGGCUGUCUAUUUUUGUUGUUGUUGUUGUUGUUGUUGGCGAAUUGCCGACACACAAAUUUUUUAAUCGUCCUGUCUCGGUCAUACAAACUUUGCGCUGCCUUUGUAGCUAAGUUAGAAAGAUAUCUGCUUAUUCCUUGGGGGUUAAAUUCAAGCUCAAGCGAAAACUCCUCCUCCCACUGCCCCCUAUUUGAUAGAGAAAUUUCUCAUCUUGAAAAGUUGGCAUCUCUUUAAAAAAAGUACACUUCCUCAGCACUAUAAUUUUUGCCAUGAGAUAGACCGUCAACGCGGCGCAUUUGGAUGCCUUGAAAUCUGCUCUCUUUUAUCCUUGUUUUAAUUCCUCAAGGAAAAGAAAAAUUGUGCAAGAAGAGGUUCGACGAGAUACUGUCAUCCUUCCCUGCAACUCCUUUGGGUUUGUUUGUACCGAAAUGUUUAGAUGAUGGUGGUUAUCGAGCUAUUCAGUGCCAUAACUCUACCGGAUACUGUUGGUGUGUGGAUGACUUCGGGAACGAAUUAGCUGGAACACGAGUUAGAGGACAGCAGAAUUGUUCAGGUGAGUCUUGUGUUUUUUUUCAAAGUUGACAUAUUUUCAAAGGAUCAUCAAUUUUUAUUUUUAGUUACGUUCUUCAUAUUAUUAUGAUAGCAUUAUCCACCACCCUAUAACGAUUUGUACUGAGAAAAUCUGAAUCAUCAGUUUUGUAGGAUCCUAUUUCUCACAACGUUGCCUUAUUCAUGAAAAUCGGGUCAAGGGUAACUCUGUCAGUCUGUGGGGGUGGGGGAAGGUGACUUUUACGGAUUUAAACUUUAAGUUGGCUUAUCUGAGGAAAAUUCUAAUUGCUCUGAAGGCGUUAUUUGAACUCAUUUUAGCUGAUCCCAUGUCUAGCUAACUUUUUAGUAUCUUCACCGAAGUUUUCCAGAAAGUGCUUUCAACAUAACUUUAAUGUUGUUCGUGUAUGUUCGGGGUGUGGCCAUAAAACUGACACCUCCCUACAUCCUCUCUAGCCUCCACAGAUCAAAAAUUUACCUUGUGUCAAAGCCGCUACAACCACGCCUCCGAGAUAAACGAGCAUGGUCGGCCCGUGCCACUCUGUAAAACUGAUGGAUCAUUUAAAACAACCCAAUGCAACUCAGUGACCGGAGAGUGUUGGUGCGUUGAUGUGGAAGGAAAUGAGAAGCCCGAAACCAGAAAAGUUGGGGAUCCACACUGCGAAUCUAAAGGUAAAUUUAAUAGCUAUCAAUUACGAAUUUGUUAGGCCAGAGCUGUAUUACCUUUAGGCGUACAUAGUUGCCAAAAUAUGAAGUGCAGUAGUCCUGCAGAUUUACUCAGAAUGCGUGAACGUCCCGCUUGACCUAUUGUUUGAAGUCGUGAAAUGUCUGUCAAUUAUAGAUGUUGAGACGAACUGCCAGCUUCUGCCAGACCCAGGACCAUGCGAAGAGUUUGAGCCGUCUUGGUUCUUCAACAAGACUAGCGGAGUGUGCGCAGUAUUUACUUAUGGAGGGUGCAAAGGCAACGCCAACAGAUUUACUAGUUAUGAUGAGUGUCAAGCAGAUUGCCAUGGUACGUAAAAUGUGACAGAACUUACUUAGUAAUGAUAUGCAUUCAGAUCAAUUUUGCCUUUGUGAACGAUAAAACUACAUACGACAGGAUCAAUAAUUUUUCAAGAUUGAUUUACUGAUAACUCGAUUUUAGCUGAUGCUGUCUUACGCCUUUAUCAUAUAAUAUGCCUCUCUUCGUUUACAAGCAUAUCUUUGGAAUUUUUAAGACAGAACAAUAAAUUAAGAAAAAUCAAUUAACAAAAUCAAUGAAACAAAUUUCUAUCUUUAUUUUCAGGUCGGAAUUUAACUUUCUGUGAAUUGCAGCGCGAGAUAAACACCGCGAGCUCCAACGGUUUCAUUCCUCGCUGUAAAGAUAACGGGGAUUUUGAGCCUUUGCAGUGUCAACGUACAUUAGGCGAGUGCUGGUGUGUAGACGAGUCUGGCAUAGAGUUGCCUGAUUCUCGAACGGAUGGCUCGCCUGAUUGUAGCGGAAUAGACGGUAACAUUUUU
Molecule: messenger RNA, 21407 nt
Organism: Pocillopora meandrina
Lineage: Eukaryota; Metazoa; Cnidaria; Anthozoa; Scleractinia; Pocilloporidae
Source: the annotation of a GenBank genome assembly